AUGAGGGGCCGCCGCGGGCGCGGUCGUACACGGGACAAGGAGCGAGCUGAGGAGUCGCUGCCCGGCGAGCCCGACUCCCCACCGGCCGGCCCGCGCUCCCCGCAGCAGCCGCCGUCCGCCUCUGAGGCCGUCGAGACCGAGUGCCAGUUCGACCAUGUGCCUGCCUCUCCGGCGCCCGAGAACGCGCAGCCCGUCCAGGAGCAAGUGAAGGUGACGGGACCGGCGAGCAGACGGGCGGCAGCGUUCAGCAACCGCCUGCGCGCCGAGCAGGAGGCAGCAGCAGCCGCAGCGGCUGAGGCGGCUCAGCAGCAGGAGGCUGUCCAGCAGGAGGUGCCAGCAGCAGCGGCGGCGGCGGCGGUGGAGGAGGAGCACCCAGUUGAGCCCACCGAGGAAUCGAGCGGCCAGUUCAGUGCCGAUCUAUCGGACGAGGACGGUGAUAGAGAGUAUGACUCGGACGGCAGUGAGCGUGGCUGGAGGCGCUCGGACAUCUCACCAGAGGAUCUGUUGGAAGCCGAACUUCCGAACGGCUACCACGAGGAGCCGGACCGGCGCUUGGAUUCCCGGGACGGCCCCCCUCCUCCGCCUGAUCCGCCUCAGACGCGUCCACGUAGCGUGUCACCGAUCAGCGCCUUGCUUAAAGAGAUGACCGGCGAGGGUCAGCAGCCGCCCCCACAGCCACCUCCACCGCCACCGAUACCGGCGCCCCCAGCAGCCAUCUGUAACCCAGAGGCGGUGCUGGCCUUGGCCAGGAAUCUCUCCCAGCUGGGGGUGCAGCAGCCGGUGUCCGUGUACCCAGAGCAGUACGGCCCCGCACCCUCCGCCUAUGGUGCUCCUCCGCCACAGAGUUACGGUGUCGCGCCGCCUCAGUACGGUGCCACUCCUCAGUCAUACGUAACGGCUCCUCAACAGUACGGCACGGCUCCUCAACAGUACGGCACGGCUCCUCAGCAGUACGGCGCGACCCCCCAGUCGUACGUAACGGCUCCUCAGCAGUACGCCACGGCUACCCCAAUGUCGCAUAGCUCGUCGGUGCGUAUACCGCCAGCGACACAUGGCGCUCCCGUCAUGUCUGCCUACGCAGGUGCCUCCCCGUCGUACGGAGUGCCGUCAUACGGCUCUCAACCGCCGUACGGCACCCCGUCCCAGAGGCCGCCUGUAUCGUACGGCUCCCCGCCUCAGGGACCGCCUGUGUCGUACGGCUCCCCAUCUCAGGGGCCGCCAGUGUCGUACGGCUCCCCGCCUCAGGGACCGCCUGUGUCGUACGGAUCGCCGCCCCAGGGGGCGCCUGUGUCAUACAUCCAAGCGGAGACGCAUCAUCCGCCCUACGGCUCGCCACCGCAUGGCCAGUCUAUGACGUACGCGGCCUCCCAGUCCAAGCAGAUGUCGCUACAGGAGGUGCGCGGCGCCCCUCACAACUCGCCAGUGGCACACAGCGCUCCCCAAGGGCCUCCGGCGGCCCAGAGCGCUCCCCAGGGACCACUGGCGGCCUAUGGAGCGCCGCCACCGGACCCGCGGGGCAGUGUGGGUGCUCCUAUGGCGCCGGCGGCCGUGACCAGCCAGCCGCCGCCGCCACAGGGUCCGCCGGCAGUCCCUCAGGCAGCCGUGCGCGCUCCGCUGCCUCCUUCUCCGCAGAAGAGCACUGAGGUGCUCCGCCAGCAGCCGGCUCCCCCAGGCGGUCCCUCUCCGGCCGCCGAGGCCGAGCGGGGGACUGCGGAGCCGGGCACACCGAAGGCGGGUCUGUAUGUGCCGCCCGUUUCUCCGAACAGAAAAUAA
Amphibalanus amphitrite is the source of this 1773-nucleotide messenger RNA. RefSeq names its product leucine-rich repeat extensin-like protein 5. The transcript is spliced from 4 exons. Bases 1 to 1773 code for a protein of 590 amino acids. The record is from RefSeq and is a predicted model, not a curated record. NCBI's taxonomy places the organism in Eukaryota, Metazoa, Arthropoda, Thecostraca, Balanomorpha, Balanidae.